GUAACUUAACUUGGGAGUCAAUAAAUUUAUAAGAAAAUAAAAAUAAAAUUGUAAAAUGUUGGCUUUUCUCAAUGAAAAAUACGAAAUGAAUAAAUAAAACGUGCUUAAAAAAAACUCAUCGGGUUUAGUUUUUAAAGUGAAAAGAUUUCUUCUAAGCUUCAUUAGAGAUUUGUGGAAUUAGCGUGGGCGUUCAGGAUGGAUGAAUUAGGUGUAAGUCGAGGUUUUUCGCCACAUUUUAGUCCAUCGCGAAAUCUCAGCAGCAUUGAAAAUCAACAGCAACUUUACAUACACCUACCCAACCAUGGAUUUCGAAUGAUAAAAAUUGAUGAAGUGGCUGAUGUGAAGACAAUUGUAAGCCUUUUAGUUGGCUCAAUGUCAACUGGUGGUGGUGCUAAAGCCAAUCCUCAAUAUUAUGCCCUCCGUUUACGACACAUGGUGACAAAAGAAAUCGUUUGGUUACCACAGACUACCCUCACCCGCCAAGUCAUUGAUUACAUUUCAAAUGAAUCAUGUUCGAAUUUAAGCUGUCCUAACUUUAUUAAAACGUCACCAACAAUAUCUGAUAAGAAUCUUCUGGAAUCGAAGGAAAAUGUCCCACUUGGAAAUUCAAAUUGUGUGUGGAAAAUUGAGCUUCGAGUUCGAUACAUCCCGAAGAGUCUAAACGAGUUUCUUGAGCGUGAUAAAAUCAGUAUGAACUUCUAUUUCAAUCAAGUCAAAGACGAUUUCAUUCAAGCGAAUCUACCAAACAUUGAUCAAGAAAUUGCUGUUCAAUUAUGUUGUUUAUCGAUUCGACAUUACUACAAGGAUGCAAGAUCGUCGAAUGACAGAAAGCAACAUCUUGAUUACAUUGAAAAGGAAAUUGGUUUCAGCAACUUUUUACCGAAGUCGGUCAUCGACACAAUCAAACAUAAAAACUUGAAGAAACUUAUUCAGAAUCAAUAUAAAAAGAUUUAUCAGCUAUCAGAUACUGAAUACGUUUUGAAAUACUUUGAACAGCUUGGGACGAUUUUUGACUUUGAUCAUGAGAAGUUUGUUGUGACUUUAGGUCAAUGGAACAUCGCGAUUGACUUAAUUAUCGGGUAUAACAUGGGAAUCUCUUACCUGACACAUGCUGAAGCGAAGCCAACAAAAGUCACAGAUUUUGAGAAUAUUUUGUCAUUGCGAACAAGCAUGUUGCCGAUUCUUCAACAAUCAACAAUCACCAGUAGUUCAACGAGUGGUAAAAGUCUACAAAAUAGCAAAUCAAAUGACUCAAACAUUUCCCAAAGUGCAUCGGGAUGCAGUUGCAGUACAAUAAAAUCACAGUUGAGGAUACAAGUUGAUGGAAACACUGAAGAUUUAGCGAUAACUUGUAAUGGUGUUAAUGUAGCUGAUGGCAUUGCAGAUCUAGUCGAUGGUUAUUGUAAAAUAUUUAAUGAGAAUAAUUUGAGUGUUUGGGAUCGUUCAGUGACGCCAAUGAACACAAAUUCUUUAGAGAAGAAAAAUUCUUUUCAAAAUUCAAUGAUGGCUGAAAGUUCACAAGAGAUGUUUGAGAGUUUACCGAAACUUCCGAUGCUUGUCGAUGAUUAUUCAGAGUUACACGGCGUUCUACCUGAUGUUGAUGAAGAAGGAGAUUAUUCAACACCAACAGCAAGAAAUUAUGAACUUCAUCGUGGUCAAAUUGUGUUGAGUGAAAUUAUUGGAAUUGGACAAUUUGGUGAUGUUUACAUUGGAACUUGUCGAAUUAUUCGAUCAGCAAGUAAAAAAGAUCAAUCAGCUGUAAGAGAAGACAUUGUUGCUGUUGCUGUUAAAACUUGUAAAGCUGAUGCUGAUCUGAAAACAUCAGAAAAGUUCCUCGAGGAAGCUUAUGUCAUGCAAAAGUUUGAACAUCCACAUAUCAUAAGACUUAUUGGCAUUUGCAGUGAUGCACCAAUUUGGAUUGUCAUGGAACUUGCAAGACUUGGAGAACUUCGAGCAUAUUUAAAAGAAAACAGUUCAAAAGAAAUUUUACUCGAAGAGAAAGUCAGCGAUUCUGAGACAAUGAAACGUGAAAAUCGAAGAAUUGCUGCAAUGUCAUGGGGUGGCGUUGAAUCAGACGAACCACCACCAAAACCAUCACGAACGCCACUCACAGACUCAACAUCGAAACUUUUUCAAUUAUCAACAACGACAAAUGACGGUGAGCGGACAGAUAAUGGAACAGGCGAUGGAAUGACCUACAUUGUUGCACAAAAUCCCGCAAUUCUUGCCAAGUUGAUGCGAGAAAAUGAGAAGCGAGGCGUUAAUCCAUCAGCUUACACAACACCAGCUUCGGUAUUUAACGUUCUUGCAGUUGAAUUCGAUCAAACUACUGAAAAAAACCCAGCCGACGAUAUUCCAUUAAAAGUUUCCAAAAUUCCAGCAAUGGAUUUGAUGCCAUUAAAGCAGGAUAAGUUGGACAUCUUCGAGAAGUGUCAACCUCAACAAUCCUUAUCCACAUCCCAAUUUUCCAACUCCCAAAUUUCAGGUAAUGAAGGUGAAUGUAAUGAAGCUUCGUUUGUUGUUAAUGCGGCACUUCCACCACAACCACCCGAUGCUAAAAGUAAAAGUUUGGAAAGAAAUCUCAAUCAGAAUGUUGUGUUUGCAAGAAUGAAUUCUUUGGAACGUCGCCAACAGCAGCAACAAUCAGCUGAUUACAGUAUGAAGACUGGUCAACGAUCUCAAUCACUUAUAAGACAAUUCAGUGCUGGCAUACAACAAGCUGACAAUGCAGCGUUAAGAUCAGCAAGUUUGGAAAGAAAUCAACAACUUCCAUUAAGUUUCAAAGGUGCUUACUCAAGUAGCUUUGAGAAAUUUCAACAAAAUCCGCCACCACCUUACGUUCGACCUGGCGGAAGUCUUGAGAGAAGUCAAGCCAUCAUCAUGAAUGAUUUAAUGAGAAAAUAUUAUGAUCAGAAGGCGCUGAGUGAUGCUAUGAAGCCGAGAAGUGGUGGAAGUCUCGAGAGAAACGUUCAAUAUCAACAAUAUUUGUUUCUACAAAAGCAACAACUCCAACAGCAACUUCAUGCACAACAACAACAAGCACAAGUUCAUCAACAACAAGCACUCGCUCAACAACAACAAGCACAACGCCAAGAAGAGUUGAUUGAAGAGAAUAUUUAUGACUUUGGUGGUGUUCAUGUGAAGUCGUGUGCGACGAUUGCACUUAAGAAGAGUAUUGAACGUGGAAUGGUCCCGCCAAAUGUUAUGGUGAGACCGACAAUCGUAGACUCAUCCUCAGGCCCGUCGUCAUUGGAAAUCCGUCCGACAACACCACAAGCAACUCUUAAACAGCCUUGCCCCGGUAUUGCUAGUCGCAUCAUGAUGUUCCAACAAGGCGUUCAACCACCAAAGUCACUUCCAACUCAUAUCCAAUCCACGACACUUAAAACCUUUUCCAAUCCAAACCUUUUCAAUUUACAAAAUGAUUCGAUGAUUCCAUCAAAGGAUGGUCCACCGCAACAGGUUCAUCAAAAUCAAGAGUUGCACAACUUUAUAGAGGCUCGAUUAAGAAAGCAACAAGAAGAGAGUGAAAAAGAUUCACGAUGGCUUCAGCAACAAGAAGACAACAUCAAGAAGCGUCUCAGUAUUGCUUCACUUAACGAUGUGAUUGUUGAUAGCAGUGGACAACAAAUCGCUUCUGUAACAGUGAAGCCGCCGAUUGCUGAGAAACCGCCGUUAAGUCCAAGAGUUUUAUCAGAAUCGAUAGCGCCAAUUCCUUCAACAUCAUCGUCGUCGUCACCUCAAGGAUCUGAAAAGAAAACUGAAGCGAAAGCUGAUCGUAAGAAUGACCCGGUUUACUUAUGUACAACAAACGUCGUUCGUGCUGUCAUGAAGCUCAGCAGUGGCGUUGAAAAAUCACAAAUUGACGACUACUUGGAACUUGUUAAAACAGUUGGACUUGAAUUGAGAACAUUGUUGGGCACAGUUGAUCUGAUUUCAUCUAAUUUUCCGCCAAUAACUCACAAAGAAGUGGAAAUGGCUCAUAAAGUAUUAUCAAAAGACAUGAAAGAUCUCGUGGCAUCAAUGCAUCGAGCCAUUCAGUAUUGUGAUACAACUUUGGAUGUUGAAUGUCGAAAAAAUAUGUUAUCGUCUGCACAUAUCCUUGCAAUGGAUACAAAAAAUCUUUUGGAUGUUUGUGAUUCAAUUCGUUCAAGAUAUCCGAAUGUUAAAUAUGAACUUCCAGAAGGUUCAAUGCUUGUAAAAGACUCAACAGAUGAACAACAAAACGCAAGACUACCUCAACAAUGUUCAUCACAACAAGAAGCUUACGAAAAUCUUGCAACAACAGAGAGAAUUGAAAUCACUGAACAAAUUUAUUGUAAUCAAACACCACCAACGGAUAUUGGAAUUUACGAUAAUCAAGCUGCGAUUCAAGAGCAGUUGAAGAUCAUCGAAGAGCCAACAUCGCCUGUUGAUGGACAGUUUAAUAGCCAAAAAAUAUUGAUAAACUAAAGUGUUUCCAUUCUUGUCUUUAUCUAAAUACUAACUUUACCGUAGAGCAGUAGAUGAUAAAAGAAAUAUCAUUAAACCAGAUUUAUAAUGAACAUUUUGAGUAAAUAUGCUGGCAUUAUUGAAAGCUUUCUCAAUCGCUUUUUAUAAAGCUUUUUAUACUUAAACAAGAAGAUGAAGAAAAAAAUCAUUUUCGCGAUUUCUCGUACAUUUGUUGUUAGUGCAAUUUGUUGUGUACGAUCAGAAAAAAAAUAAGAAAAAUUGUUUUAAAAACCAAGUAAUCAUAAAUAUGACAACAUUAAAUUGCAGAAUUGCAAUUUUUUUAAAGGAACCUAAAGUAUCAGCUGAACAGUUGAAUGUGAACUUAUAGUAUACACUUCUUCUACUCAAAAUGUAUUUAUUUCUCUAUUCUAUGCAUUGAAAAUAAAUUGCAAACAUAUUUGAUGAAAAUUGA
Clunio marinus is the source of this 4903-nucleotide messenger RNA. NCBI's taxonomy places the organism in Eukaryota, Metazoa, Arthropoda, Insecta, Diptera, Chironomidae. The record is from the annotation of a GenBank genome assembly.